Messenger RNA from Salvelinus namaycush (lake trout), 1353 nucleotides. RefSeq names its product neuropeptide FF receptor 2-like. Gene Ontology annotation, molecular function: peptide binding; neuropeptide receptor activity. The transcript has 4 exons. The record is from RefSeq and is a predicted model, not a curated record. Gene Ontology annotation, biological process: G protein-coupled receptor signaling pathway. Lineage: Eukaryota; Metazoa; Chordata; Actinopteri; Salmoniformes; Salmonidae. Gene Ontology annotation, cellular component: membrane. The coding region runs from base 1 to 1353 and encodes 450 amino acids.
AUGACGCAGACUCUGGAUCCCAACUGCUCCAACAGCUCAGAAGACUGGAACACCUUUUACUUCAACUCCUCAAGGGACCCCCAAUACCUCCAAUACCCACCCUACCACUCCACCCAUCAGAAUAUCACCUAUGUGGACUUGUACCUCCACGAGCCCUCGGUGGCGGUAGUCUUCAUUGUGUCCUACCUGCUCAUCUUCCUGGUCUGUAUGGUGGGGAAUGGUGUGGUGUGUUUCAUCGUGCUGCGGAGCAAGAAUAUGAGGACAGUCACCAACCUCUUCAUACUCAAUCUGGCUAUUAGUGAUUUGUUGGUUGGCAUAUUCUGUAUGCCCACUACCCUGGUGGACAACAUCAUAACAGGCUGGCCUUUUGGAAGUUUAGUGUGUAAGCUGAGUGGGAUGGUUCAAGGCAUAUCAGUGUCAGCUUCAGUCUUUACUCUGGUGGCAAUAGCUGUGGACAGGUUCCGCUGCAUCGUAUACCCCUUCAAGCAGAAGCUGACCAUCUCCACCGCCACGCUGAUCAUUGUCAUCAUCUGGGUCCUGGCUAUCUCCAUCAUGUGUCCUUCAGGGGUCAUGCUCCAGGUGACCAAGGAGCAGCGUGUCCUGAUCCUACUGGGGGACGGCUACAACAACACACGCCCAAUUUACUGGUGCCGUGAGAACUGGCCCAAUCAGGAAAUGAGGAAGAUCUACACCACCGUCCUAUUUGCUAACAUCUACCUAGCCCCACUGUCACUCAUCGUCAUCAUGUACGUCCGCAUCGGAUUCACCCUCUUCAAGAUGGCUGUGCCCGCCUCAGGCCCGGGAAUCAGUAGUGGCAGCAGCGGUGGGACGAAGCCCGGCCUGGACAACCACCGUCAGACGGUGUCGAAGAAGAAGAAGAAGGUGAUCAAGAUGCUGCUGAUGGUGGCGUUGCUUUUCAUCCUGUCGUGGCUGCCGCUCUGGACGUUGAUGAUGCUGAGUGACUACGCCAGCCUGACAGCGAGCCAGCACCGUGUCAUCAACAUCUACGUGUACCCGCUGGCCCACUGGCUGGCCUUCUUCAACUCCUCCGUCAACCCCAUCAUCUACGGCUUCUUCAACGAGAACUUCCGCCGGGGGUUCGAGGCCGCGUUUAAGUUCCAGCUGUGCGUCGCCUACAUGGAGCGUCGUAUCCAAGGCAACGCAGUGUUACCUGAGAACCUGCAUCUGCCCACCAGGCCCAGCUCGGUAGGGUCAGGAUUGGCUUUGGUGAACGGGAAGGGGCUGGGCCGGGAGGAAGUUGUCGGGCGGACGUCGGGCGAGAGGACGUCGGGGAGCAACGCGAAGGAGCAUGAUCUGAUCAUGGAGGAUCUGGAGAAGGUAUCCCAGAUUUAA